CAAAUUCAAGCUUUAGAGAAGUUUGGCACUAGAGCAGUAUGUCCCUUAGGACAUGUCCAAAGCAACAUACCCGUACUUAGAAGGAACUGAAACAAAACAUUCAUGAAUCAUGACGGAUCCAUCUCUCAACUUGUAUAUGGAGUGAACCCAAACAUGUUCACUUGCAGCACUGUAUCUGCUUACAAAAAAACUAAUGGCCUGCUGGUUUGCAAAUUGUUUCUUUUGCUUUGGAGUCACUGUAGCAUGUAUCUAUCAGUAUCCUGUUUACAUACGGCAGCGGCUUGGCUUCCUGCACAGGGACGGUGGAGUUUUCCACGGGACUCUUGCGCGUGUGCUGUCCUUAUUCCAGCAGCAGCUUAUAUAGAUGAAUGGCGUUGUGAAUCAGCUUCCUCUUCCUGCACCGUCCGUCACGAGUACGACAACAAGUCAGUGACUUCAAGUCAGCCGGCGGAUAAGACGAUCAAGGAAAAAAGAGUGUGGAAUACCUCGUUGAUUGCCAACAUCACAGGGUGACCGAUCUUGAGGAUACGGUUCCGAGAAAGCCACGGCAGCCGCAUGGGGUCUACCAGCACCCACGUCAUUGCCGGAUUUUGCCGAAUGCGAGCUUCAUCUCUAACACUAGCCUCUCGCCUCUGCCUCCAGCCUUCCACAGCACGAUUACUCAAUCAUGGCCCGCCCUGACCACCCAGACCGCGAGGAGAACGGCGGUGGCAGCUCUGCAGCAUACAGCGUGGCCGGCAUCCCCGUCGUCGACCUCAACAUCCUCGCCAACGGCGACGCUGAUCAACGGAAAGAGGAGAUCCAGCACCUCGGCCGGGCGUGCGCAGACUGGGGCUUCUUCAUGGUCAUCAACCAUGGUGUCCCUGAGUCUCUCCAAGGAGCAACCAUGGAUGCGUGCAAGGAGCUAUUCAGUUUACCGACGGAGGAAAAGGCUGAAUACAUGGAGGCAGGCCCGAUGGAUCCCAUUCGCGUCGGAACAGGUUUCAAUUCUGCCGUCGACGGCGUCAGGUACUGGCGAAACUACCUCAAGAUGUUCGCUCACCCCGAGUUGCACUGCCCAGCAAAGCCCGCGUAUCUAAGAGAAAUUGCUGCCGAGUAUGCGGCUCGCACGAGAGGCCUGACCCUGGAGCUCACAACAGCGGUCUCCGAGAGCCUGGGGCUCGACGGCAGCCGCAUCGCCGAAGCGCUGAACCUCGACAAGUGCCUCCAGAUCCUCAUCGGGAACCACUACCCGCCAGCUGGCCCGGACAUUGGGGCAAUCGGGCUGCCGACUCAUUCCGACCACGGUCUCUUCACGCUGCUCUUCCAGAACGGCGUCAACGGCCUCCAGGUCAAGCACGGCGGCGAGUGGCUCCUCGCCAAGCCCAUCCCCGGCUCCUUCUUCGUCAUCGUCGGCGAUCAGCUGGAGAUUGUGAGCAAUGGAAGGUACAGGGCCGUGCUACACCGCGCGUUGGUCGAUGGCAAGCAGGCGAGGAUGUCCUUCCUGAGCCUGAUCGGGCCAUGCCUGGAAACCGUCGUCGAGCCGAUCCCAGAACUGGCACAGGAGGCAUCGCGGGGCGCCAAGUUCGGAGGUAUCAAGUACAGGGAGUACAUGGAGCACCAGCAGAGCAACAAACUCAGGGAGAAUGCGGCGCUGGACAUCGUUCGGGUGCAGCGUGGGAUACUGGCACGCCAGGUUUCGAUGAACAAUUCUCCGAUUAACGUAUGAGUCUGCUUAUUGAGGUCGAAAUCUUGAAGGUAGAUAUGUUAGAAUGCUUCAUCUCCACUAAGAUGGUUAGACAUAAAGAACUUAUAAUGCUUCAUCUCCACUAAGAUGGUUAGACAUAAAGAACUUAUAAUGCUUGAUCUACACUAGAUUGUUAGACAUAAAGAACAAAGGGAAAUUGAUAGAAA
Lolium rigidum is the source of this 1893-nucleotide messenger RNA. RefSeq names its product 2-oxoglutarate-dependent dioxygenase 19-like. The record is from RefSeq and is a predicted model, not a curated record. NCBI's taxonomy places the organism in Eukaryota, Viridiplantae, Streptophyta, Magnoliopsida, Poales, Poaceae. The coding region runs from base 668 to 1708 and encodes 346 amino acids. The transcript has 3 exons.